CAGUUAAUGGGCCCGUUUGCGUAUCUAGUGUGCCUGCUGUGACCAUUCUGAAACUGGUUAGGCCUGGCAAUACUUAUCCAUAACUUGGUUUGUUUAUUUGGGUUUUAUCCCACCUUUAUUACUUUAUAAGUAACUUAAGGUGGCAAACAUACCCAAAAACCCUUCUUCCUCCUAUUUUCCUCACAACGGCAACCCUGUCAGAGCAACUGAGUGGCCCAAAGUCGCCUUAAUGACAUUCGUGCCUAAGGCAAGACUAGAACUAGAACUCACGGCACCCUGCUUUCUAGAGAUUUGUGAAGCUCUGAACGUGACCGUCUCUCCGGGACCCAGAAUACAGCAUCUCAUUGGAGAUAAUGUUACUUUAUUCUGCCAUGUUUCUCAAAAAAGGCGAAGAGAAAACCUUUUGGCUGUCCGGUGGGUUUUUGCUCUCCCCUCUGCCCAGGAAUACCUGAUGAUCAAAAUGACCAAGUUUGGGGUCGUCCAGUACUAUGGAAAUUACACAAGUCGCUUCUAUAAGCGAAGGCUUCAUCUUCUUGAGGAGAAACACAGGACGAUGUACACAUUUUUGAUCCUGAAUAUCCAGCAAGCCGAACAAGGACACUAUAUUUGCAAAGUUCAAGAGAUCAGCAAGCAAAGGAACAAGUGGACUUCCUGGUCCAAUGGAAGUGCCUCUACUGAAGUCCAAGUGUUUCCAUCCCGUUUUUUGGAUGAGGAAAAACACAAUGCUUGGGCAUUUUUUGAAGACCUCUCUGUCUACGCGGUCCUGAUGAGCUCGGCAGGGAUCCUGAGUAUCCUUCUCUUCGCUCUGGUCAUCCUCUGCCAGAUCCUGAGCAACAAGAAACGAUCCCACGUGAAACAUACCUUGGUGAAGUCUCCUCAGAAGAGCUUGCAAGACACAGGGAGCCCCAGCAAGGCAGCCGGGUCUCCAGGGCUCCCCAUCCAGAGGAAAGGGGCAAAGGCGACCGAGGCACCCCCAGCCGUUCCUGCCAAAGCACCAAUAUCCCACGCCUUCUCAAAGCCUAAACUUCUGAAACCACAAAGGAAGGUCACCUUGAGAUCACUGCUUCCAAAGCAGAUUUCUCAGUCCCCUCCAGAUCCCUUGGGAUACCAGUCAGCUGAUCCUAAGGCUGCUGUGAAGAUGGAAGGACCUGGGUUUUUCUUCUCUGCCUUGGCUCCCAAUGUCUGCCCUUGUUUCGAGAAGACCGCUCAGAAGAGAGAUUUGGGCAAACUCCACAAAAAAGAAGAGAGAUUUGGGCAAAGUGAAAUUCAAUGGAGAAAAAAUGUUGCAAAACUAACGGAGGAGUAUCUGGCUGUUGCUGCUGCUGAAAAUACCUCAAGAGCAAAUUGUUUUGUGGGAACAGAGGCUGCUGGGAUUGAAGUCUGCUUGCUAUUCAAAGAUGCAUCGUGCCAUCUUUGGAUUGGGAUCCCGGUAAGGAUUUGUGGCCUUUGGAGUGAUGCAAGGCAGAGUCCCAGCUGACGCAGCUCACCAUCUGAACUGAUACUUGCCUUCUGUAGAUAAUGUACAACUGAGGAAAGGAGGUUGUCUUAUAAACAAGUGCUGAACCUGUGCCGUAAACAUGAAGAGGAGGAACUGUCCAUGAAUCAUGAUUGAUGGUUACGUGUCAUUGAGUCGGUGGCAACUCUUGGCAAUCACACAGAUAAUUUUUUCCCCAUGACCAUAAAAGUAAUAAUCUCCAAUUGA
Pantherophis guttatus is the source of this 1702-nucleotide messenger RNA. Lineage: Eukaryota; Metazoa; Chordata; Lepidosauria; Squamata; Colubridae. The record is from RefSeq and is a predicted model, not a curated record.